Pseudophryne corroboree (corroboree frog) is the source of this 9025-nucleotide messenger RNA. It is a transcript of the gene PRKAA2, whose product is annotated as protein kinase AMP-activated catalytic subunit alpha 2. The transcript has 9 exons. Gene Ontology annotation, biological process: intracellular signal transduction; protein phosphorylation. Gene Ontology annotation, cellular component: cytoplasm. NCBI's taxonomy places the organism in Eukaryota, Metazoa, Chordata, Amphibia, Anura, Myobatrachidae. Gene Ontology annotation, molecular function: ATP binding; protein serine/threonine kinase activity. The record is from RefSeq and is a predicted model, not a curated record. Bases 92 to 1912 code for a protein of 606 amino acids.
UGUAAGAGGUGGAGGAGGGCUGGCACAGAGGGCACCCUCCCCCUGUGGCUCUGUGAGAGGAGGGCUGCCAGGAUGUGUCAUCCCUGUGUUUAUGUUUAGAAAUCGAAAACAUCAAAACUGCACCUUUAACUGUCUCCUGCCCGGACCCCCACCCUCCCAGCAGCUGCUCAGCCUGUCAGACCCCGUGUGUGACAAAUGCCAGUGGGGAGCUGUCAGGAGCCAGCCGGGUAUUACCUCUCCCAGCUGCAUUCUGGGUACAAAGAUGGCUGAGAAGCAGAAGCACGACGGCCGGGUGAAGAUAGGACACUACGUCCUGGGGGACACGCUGGGAGUCGGCACCUUCGGGAAAGUGAAAAUGGGGGAACAUCAAUUGACAGGGCACAAAGUGGCGGUGAAGAUCUUAAAUAGACAGAAGAUUCGGAAUCUGGACGUGGUCGGGAAAAUUAAACGAGAAAUACAGAACCUGAAGCUAUUCCGUCACCCACAUAUUAUUAAACUGUACCAAGUGAUCAGCACCCCCACAGAUUUCUUCAUGGUGAUGGAGUAUGUGCCCGGUGGCGAGUUAUUCGACUAUAUAUGCAAACACGGGCGGGUGGAUGAGGCUGAGGCCAGGCGUCUCUUCCAGCAGAUUCUCUCUGCUGUAGAUUACUGCCACAGACAUAUGGUGGUGCACCGAGAUCUGAAACCGGAGAACGUGCUCCUGGACGCACAUAUGAAUGCCAAGAUUGCUGACUUCGGUCUGUCUAACAUGAUGUCAGAUGGGGAAUUCCUGCGGACCAGUUGUGGGUCUCCGAACUACGCAGCCCCUGAAGUUAUAUCGGGAAGAUUGUACGCAGGCCCGGAAGUUGAUAUUUGGAGCUGCGGCGUCAUCCUGUACGCUCUCCUCUGCGGGACUUUGCCGUUUGAUGAUGAACACGUUCCAACGCUCUUCAAGAAAAUCCGCGGUGGAGUAUUUUACAUCCCCGAGUACUUGAACCGUUCCAUCGCCACCUUGUUAAUGCAUAUGCUGCAGGUCGACCCACUUAAACGUGCCACAAUCAAAGAUAUCAGAGAACAUGAAUGGUUCAAGCAGGACUUGCCCAGCUACUUGUUCCCGGAAGACCCCUCGUAUGAUGCCAAUGUGAUUGACGAUGAGGCUGUGAAGGAGGUUUGUGAGAAGUUUGAAUGUACAGAGUCCGAGUUCAUGAACAGCCUCUACAGUGGGGACCCUCAGGACCAGUUGGCGGUGGCAUACCACCUCAUCAUAGACAACCGAAGGAUAAUGAACCAGGCCAGUGAGUUCUACCUCGCCUCCAGCCCUCCCACUGGCUCAUUUAUGGACGAGAUGCACAUCCCACCCGGCGUCAGGCCACACCCAGAGCGUAUGCCUCCAUUAGUCGCAGAUAGCCCCAAGGCGCGAUGUCCCUUGGAUGCCCUGAACACUACUAAACCCAAGCCUUUGGCGGUGAAGAAAGCCAAGUGGCACCUGGGAAUCCGCAGCCAGAGCAAGCCCCAUGACAUCAUGGCCGAGGUGUACAGAGCAAUGAUGCAGCUGGAUUUUGAUUGGAAGGUGGUGAACCCGUAUCAUCUACGGGUGCGGAGGAAGAACCCGAUCACCGGCAGUUAUGUCAAAAUGAGCCUUCAGCUUUACCAAGUGGAUAACCGCAGCUUUCUGCUGGACUUCAAAAGUAUUGAUGAUGAAGCCAUGGAGCACAAGUCCGGGUCAUCAACGCCACAGCGUUCGUGCUCAGCCGCCGGCCUGCACCGGCCACGACUGAGUAUUGAUUCAGCAACAGCCGAUUGCCAGUCGCAAAGUGGACCACUCUACGGCUCCUUUUCAGGCUCAUUCUCUCAAACCAGCCCACGAACUGGUAGCCACACCAUGGAUUUCUUUGAAAUGUGCGCCAGCCUGAUCACCACUUUAGCUCGUUAACAAUUUGUGAAGUUUUUCACAUAGUAAUGUGACCAGUUCUGUUUCCAACAUCCAGACGUCUCAAACAGGUCAUGCUCAUCUUGCAGCAGGCGUUCCAUGCUGCACUGAAGAGUAUUACUCCUGAGGAAGGGUGAUUAGACAGGUGAGGGUUAGGGGUGGCUUCACAACCAUCAAUGGUCUUUGACCGAUGGCAAGUUGUUUUACCAUCAAUGGUGCAGGUCCGAUUCCAAACCAUUGUUGGCGACACUUGAUUUUGUAAAGGUGGGGCGGGGGGGAGAAGGGGAACCAUCGGUGGUGGUGGUCUGUUGACUGAGGUCUGCACAUCGAUCAUUGAUGGAACAGCUGGUAGUGGCCAAUACCAGAUGAGAGUUCGAAAAUUCGGGAUGUAUAGUUUUAUAUGAGAAAAAAAAAAAAAGACUGGGGGCGUCCAAACUUCGAAACAGAACUAGUCGUAUGGCACAAUUGGUGAGAUUUGGUGGAUUGUUUUUAGAAGCUUUAUCAUUUAACUCAGGCAUUGUGUAGAGUGCAGAUAAUCAGCACUGAGACACCACAAACCCCACACAGCUGCUGCUUCAGAUAGUUAGCUGUAAGAUAUUUAUAAAUAAUCCUUAUUAUUUCCCAUUAGGUUUUUUUUUGUUGUUUUUUUUUUUUUUUUUCGUAGGACAUAAUAAAAUACAGAACCUGCGCUGAUUAUAUUAAACAGCUAAUUUAUAAAUAGAACUCGAGAUUUUUUAAAUUUAUUUUUCGGUAUUUUAUAGUUGUAUUAUGAACAGCUGCCUUUGAUUUUUUAUAUGUGCGCAAGUAGAAAAUGCAGUUACGUAGACGCGGCACGCCAGGAAAUUCUGUGCACUGAAAAAAAAAAUAACAUUUCGAUUUGUGUAGAAAAUACGUUUAUCGGUAACUUCUGAUUAAUCAGGCAUGUAUACAAAUUGUAUCCUGCAGAGUUAGUAUGGUGCACUAUGUAUUAAAAUAACACACUAUGGGGGGUAUUCAAUUACUGGCAAAAAUGCGUUUUUGCGGUAAAAAGACGUGAAAUUACCACCAUUCGCUGUAAUUUCGUCAAACGUCUAUUCAAUUAUGCGCAAAUUUUUAUUCACCAAAUCUGAGCAGGUGAUAAACUUGGGAAAAAUCCCUAUUUUAAGUUAAAAAUGUCAGGAUUUGGUUCUGAACCCCUGGGACUCCCCUAGAAGUUUUUAAUUAUUUUUAAUUGCCCAAUAAUGACAUGUCAUUUUGGGGGUGAAAAAGUGCAAAAUGACGGAAAUUGGGGUACAAGGUAUGGGACAGGUAUAUUGGGGUGCUGUAUGAGUGGGACAAGUAUUUUUAGACUUGCAGAUGGGAGUAAUCAGUCUGUUUCCACUUUUAUUUUUAAAAGUCCCCUAAAAUGACCCAAAUAUACACUUAUACUCAUUUUUAUGUGCCCCAAGUUUAAUUUUAGCACAUAUUUUGCUGGGAAAAAAAUGCAUAUAAACAUCCAUUUGGCGGCAAUCCCGUUUUUGCGAAUUUGCAUAUGAAUAGGGCAAAUCGCGGGAGUGCAGACACCCACGAAAAUGGAGUUUUCACCGUGAAAAUGGCAAUUGUGGUAAAUUGCUGUGAUUUUGGCGCUAAUUGAAUACCUCCCUAUGGGGUAUAUUUAUAUGCCAUAAGUUUCAUAGAAAUGGAGAUGUUGCCUAUAGCAACCACUCAGAUUCUACUUAUCAUUUAUCUAGUACCUUCUAGAACAGUGAUGGCUAACCUUGACACUCCAGCUGUUGUUGAACUACACAUCCCAGCAUGCCCUGCAUCAAUUUUAUCGUGGCCAAAUAGCAAAACUGUAGUAGGGCAUGCUGGGAUGUGUAGUUCAACAACAGCUGGAGUGUCAAGGUUAGCCAUAACUGUUCUAGAAGAUAAUAGCUAGAAUCUAAUUGGUUCCUAUGAGCAACAUCCCCACUUCUAUGAAACUCACACCUUAAUAAAUAUACUCCUAUAUUCUUGUACGUACAGUAUGCAGUACAUGUGAAUUCCAAAACCUGGAACAAAAUAGUUUGUACAGUACCAGAAGUAUCAACGUGCAGCCUUCCAGCUACUGUGGGACUACAUAUCCCAGCAUGCCCUGCCACCGUUUUUGCAUUCCCGCCUUCAGCAAAACUGUGUCAGGGCAUCCUGUAGUUCCACAGCAGCUGGAGGGUCAAAUGUUGAUACCCCUGGCUUAUAUUAUAGUCUCUCCCCAUCUGUAGAGGUCAGCUUUGGAGAAUGUAUGCAAGAUUCUGGUUAAUAUAAGGCAGCCUUGCACCGGCUGGUGUAAUGGAGAAAUAAAAGAUUAAUAGGAGUAGUAAUAGCCGUAGAUCUGAUGAUGAGAUGAAAUGUUCUUAUUCCGUGUUAUAGAAAGAGCUCUAUUUGAAUGUUGAUUUUAAUGUGGAUUAUUGUGCGAGUUUAGCAGCGUCCACAAUGCUUUGUAGCGUUUAUUACAGUUUGGUGUUAUAUGAAGUAUAUAAUACCCAAGUAAUGGAUGGAUUUAUAUAGAUUUUAACAUUUAAAAAGAUUGUAUUUAGAGACUGAAUGAUGACCACUAUCUGGACCCUUGUGUGCAUCACAGCACUUUAGGGAGGGUCAGAAAAACUUCACCAGCUCGCUAAUCGUUGGCUUUCUGUUACAGAACAUAAAAUGCACAAGGACAGUGUUAAAUGCGUAUUUGCAAACAACAGAUAACUAAGAUGUUUGGAAAUGAUAAACAGAGGUAGAAAAAAAGGUAACUCCACUUGCGAAACUACAAAUCCCAGCUGCAGGCAGAGCCUGUUUGGGCUUCUAGUGCCACUUGAUCUGGAGACUACAAGUUAAUAGCCUCUUAUACUUUUGUCUAUAACAAUUUGUUUUGUACUUUAGUGAACUUGUAUUUUUAUGAUUUGAAUGCAGUGAAUUGGAUUUAACCCAAAUGUAAAAUUAUUAUUAUUAUUAUUAAUAUUUAUUAUUAUUUUAAUAUAAUAUAGUGUGUUGUUAAAAUGGACCCAUCUUCCCCACAUGAAACCACAGUGAAUCACAGUCCGCGGCACCUCAGAAAAUAAAAUUAUCACUCUCUCCCUAUAUUGAACCAUAAUCUCCCCUACAUAGGUGCAUCUAUAAUAUGUGCAGUGCACGUGGGCCGGCGGGUCCAAGGGGGCCCACACCACACACCGUGCGCCCAUGUUCAAUUGCUUACCUCGCCGGGGGCCCGCGCUGGCACUACUGCUACUCGAGCGCUGCUUUUUACGCAUGCCAAUAAACUGCGUAUCUGCGGUCAAUGCGGUAGUUUGACCCAUUUGGGACUAAUCGUGGCCUCUCUGGCUGCACAGUUCCGUAUUGCCGUGUAUAGGAUAAUGUCAUUGCAAGCUUUUCACUGCUUUGUAAAUUGCGGUAAGCCGGAACCCAUUUUUUUUUAAUCACACAAAUAGCUUUAAUAGGGGCUGCUAUUUGUGAGAUACCUAAGAUACCGUUGGCCAUUGUAGCCUAUGGGCUACUUUCCGCAUAAUUUACUGGGAGAGGGAUCUGCAGGACCCCUUCCUGGUAAUGGCUGCUCACACAUGCCGAUUCUGAUGACCACGGUAGCACAAUAGCGCGGAACGCGCUCCUCUCGGAUCCUCUGUGUCUGGAUGUGUUUUUUAAUACAUUCCAAGCAUACAUUAUUUCUUAUUGCUGCGAUGAAGUUGCAAAGAAUUAUAAUUAUUGCAUCUCAAUAUGCCCCAGAAUGAGAGAUCAGUUUAAACUACUACAAUACCUGUCUGUCUUCUCCAGUGGCGUAGAGAGGGGAGCAAGUACGAAUUACCCAGCCCCAAGCAUCUUAAAGGGGCCCGGUUGGGGCCAGGCUCUACCUCUUACCAAUCACUGGCAGCAGCCUCUUUCCCCAGCCCAGCGCAUGCCCCCUCUCCCUGGAUCUGACACGGGCUGAGGGGUACACAGCGCCCCCGUGCAGCACAUAAAAAGUAUUUUCUAUACUUAUUUUUUUUACAAGGGGGCGUGGAAACACCUCUAAUUAGGCCACACCCCCAUUAUUACUGGGGCACAGUAAAGCUCUCUACAGCCCUGGCCUUCUCUGCCUUAUUAGCAUACAAUGCCAUUGGCACAUUAGAUGUAUGAGAAAGAUCCAGCACUGCAAGAAUAGUUAUUUAUGUAAUAAAUGGUAGGGUCACGAAUAAUUGUGGAGGCGCUGUAUGAAGUACUUAAAGGCCCAAGCACGUGUAAUGAAAGUGGCUCUGAAUAUUAUUGGGUGAUAAAGCGGUUUAUGAAUCGGUUACAGUGUACCAGUAAGUGAUUGAAAAGCAAGCGACAAUCGGCAUAGGCCCUCAUUCCGAGUUGUUCGCUCGCUAGCAGUUUUUAGCAGCCGUGCAAACGCAUAGUCGCCGCCCACGGGGGAGUGUAUUUUCGCUUUGCAGGAGUGCGAACGCCUGUGCAGCAGAGCGCCUGCAAACACAUUUUGUGCAAAACAAGACCAGCCCUGUAGUUACUUAUCCUGCGCGAUGAUUGCUGCGACGAGUGACACGGUAAUGACGUCAGAUACCCGCCCGGCCACGCCUGCAUUUUUCCAAACACUCCCAGAAAACGGUCAGUUGACACCCAGAAACUCCCACUUCCUGCCAAUCUUCUUGUGACCGCCAGUGUGACUGAAAGCGUCGCUAGAACCUGUGCAAAACCACGAUGCUCUUUGUACCCGUCUGUCGCGCGUGCGCAUUGCAGUGCAUACGCAGAUUUGCCAUUUUUUCAACUGACCGCUGCGCUGCGAAAAACAGCAGCGAGCGAUCAACUCGGAAUGACCCCCAUAGAGAAGAUCUGGGGCUGCCAAUUGUCAAUAUGAUAAAUUGAACCCUCACCCAAAAAUCCCCCGCUACAGAAGCGUGUAUGUGUGGGCGGAGACAUGCAAAUGAGCCGAGUGACAGUAUUACAUAAUUUUCGGAGUAGUAUGUUUCCAACCAGCGAGCCUUCAUCAAGAUAUAUGGCCCGGACUGGCUGGAAACAUAGGGAACGGGUAUUACAGAAGGCUUAUAAAAUACAAUGUGAAAAAGAGAACGAAGAACAUAAUGGACAAUAGUUAUAUACAGCAGAGGGGCUGCAUCGCACAUGCUCCUUGUACACGCCUAGAAGACAGGUCCACUUAAGCUUUUCUUGAUACGUCGGCGUUCUAUUACACUGGAUUGCCUUAUUCCUUGUUGUCUGUAGAUUUAUAGUGGAUACAUUUAACAUAAAAAAUAAACUUUGAUAACUUGCCGGCUUGUUAAGCUCAGACUAUGCAGAAAUGUUGAUGAUUAAUGUAUUUCUACCAAAACCUAAACGCACUGGAGCGCUAUUUAAUAAACGCCACUGGCUGCCAUUGUUCUGCAUCAAUAUCUUGCCAGUGACCUUAUGUGAACAGUACACAAUCAGUGACAAAUUGUAUUUUUAUUUGUAAUGUGUGUCUUAAUGUGAAUAUGUAAUAGAAAUGUUUUGUGGCAAAACUCCAGUAUUUUCUCAUCAAGAAUAUAAACUGUUUUCUUUGGUCUGACUGGCAAAUGCUUAAUGCAUGGUGGAUGGAGGGUAGUUACAGAAUCACAUAGGGAUCGGUAGUCCCUAUAGAAAAGAGCCACGGUACACACCAUGCUACACCUAACACAGAUUUUGUUUUUCGGUUUUGGCAAAAUCACCCCCAUGUUUUGGAUUCGGAUUUGGUCUUGGGUUCUUGGGUGUUGAUAAAAAAAAAAAACAGCUAAAAUCAUGUAAUGUGGACCUAUAUUUGUUCCUACAGUAUUCUUAACAUCAAUAACAUUAAUAUCCAGUGUGAAAUGGCAUCUUAAAACACUAAAGAGAGACUUACAGCCCAUCAAAAACACGCAAGCUGAGUUUUUCCGAUCAGAGAUCUGAACUUGCGGAUGACCCGAGCCGGAACGCAAUUCGACUUGGAUUCCCUAAGUUCAGGUAUGUUCGGUUACUGCUCAUCUCUGUAGAUCAGAUCUGAAACAUGCCCUCAGACCUCCACCCCUGCCAUUUUAUGCCCAUCAAACCUUUCACAUGCCCUCAGACCUCCUUAUAAUUCCCAAUAGAGACCCUACCAUACGCCCUCAUUCCAUAUGCACAACAGACCCUCCCACAUGCCCUCAGACCCCCCCAUGUGUCAUUUAUACGCCCAUCAAACCCCACACAUCCUCAGACAUGCCCCUUAUAAUUUCCAACAGAGCCCCCCAACUCCACGCACACAUACCCUCAUUCCUCCCUCCACAUCAUUGUGAUGCAUAACAGACCCUCGGAUACCCCCACGCAUCAUUGUUAUGCCCAUCAGACCCCACAUAUGCCACCCGUUAUCAGGCUCUCCAUAUCCCCUGUGUCUUAAACACCUUUGUAAAAUUACUAUGAGAAAAAAUAUGGGCCCUUUGGAGGGGAGGGGGGGGGAGGGGAGAAGCAUGGGGUUCUGGGCACUCGGAAAGCCCUACCCAGCAGAUGUGCCCCUGGAUCACUUGUUGAUGUUCCAUCCACCGUCUGUUAAACCACGUACGCAGAGCUUGGGUGGGUGUAAUUAGCUGCCCAGCCGGUAUUUGCCUAUUUAGUGCACUUGAAAAAAUGCCUUAAAUAUUGGUUUGUAGAUCUUGACAUCUUCAGACAAAUGUGGUUAUGAAGCAACGAGUAAGAAAACUAAAUGCUGAGAAAUGUAAUUCAUAUGGCCACAAACUUGCCAAAGUUGCAGCCAACCAACAAUGGUGGCGUAAUCCCAUGGGUUUUCAACGCUAAACGGGAGAAGCACUAGCCGCAAGUAUUGGAAUAUUGCCAUUUAGGUUAGUAGAUGGUAGGGUGAGCUUAGAUCUCUGAGUCUAGCACAUCUUAGCACGAUUAAGCCAAGCAAAGAGUAAUUGCAUAUACAGUAUCUGUUACUAGUUGUGUUACGUAGGACAAUCUUGUAACAUACAUGUGUGUGUGUCAUGUCAUGUCAAAAAGCUUUCCGUGUACAGAAAAAAAUAAUCUGUAAACGUGUGUAGAUAUUAAAGGCCUAGAUCUGUUAGUGACCUCUCUAGAACGCCAUGUGCAUUACAGAUUAGACAGUAUUUAUUAUUGGUUUGUAGAUUUGUACACAGCUGCACAUAUAAUUCUGUUUACCUAAAUUAUAGAUGCAUCAUUUCAUUAAAUUGUAACAGUGUGAAGAGA